UUCCACUCAGAAGGUUUGUUUAGAUCUAAGCCCCGGGUACUGUGGUGUAAAAUUCACUGUUACUCUGGAGACCAAGGACAAGACCCAGAAGUUGCUAGAACACUCUGGAUUAAGGAAGAGGCACUUACAUUGCAUGUCCUUUUUGGUACCACCUCCUGCUGGUGGCACAGAAGAAGUGGCCACAAUCCGGGUGUCGGGAGUUGGAAAUAGCAUCAGCUUUGAAGAGAAGAAGAAGGUUCUAAUUCAGAGGCAGGGGAGUGGCACAUUUGUACAGACGGACAAACCUGUGUAUACCCCAGGGCAGCAAGUGUACUUCCGCAUUGUCACCUUAAACAGCAACUUUGUUCCAGUGAAUGAUAAGUACUCCAUGGUGGAACUGCAGGAUCCAAAUAGCAACAGGAUUGCACAGUGGCUGGAAGUGGUACCUGAGCAAGGCAUUGUAGACCUAUCAUUCCAACUGGCACCAGAGGCAACGCUGGGCACCUACACAUUGGCAGUGGCUGGGGACAAGACCUUUAGCACCUUCAGUUUGGAGGAAUAUGUGUUGCCUAAGUUUGACAUGGAAGUGGUGGAACCCAAGCAGUUAUCAACAGUGGAGGAAACUUUCCCAGUAAAAAUUUGUUGUAGGUACACCUAUGGAAAGCCCAUGCUUGGGGCAGUGCGGGUAUCAGUGUGUCAGAAGGCAUAUACUUACUGGAUUCGAGAGAAGGAACAGGAGCAGCUACCUGACAAAUGCAAGAACCUCUCUGGACAGACUGACAAGGCAGGGUGCUUCUCAGCCUCUGUGGACAUGGCCACCUUCAGCCUCACUGGUUCCGCCUAUAGCCACAGCAUCAAUAUUGUGGCAACUGUGGUGGAGGAAGGGACAGGAGUGGAGGCCAACACCACUCAGGAUAUCCACAUUUCUUCACAAAUAGGAUCAAUGACCUUUGAAGACACCAAUAAUUUUUAUUACCCCAAUUUCCCCUUCAGUGGGAAGAUAAGAGUUAGAGGCCAUGAUGGCUCCCUCCUCGGGAAUCAUGCAGUGUUUCUGGUGAUAUAUGGCAAAAAAGGAACCAUCACCCAGACCCUAAUUACUGACAAGAAUGGCCUUGCUCCCUUCAAGCUGGAUACAGUCAGUUGGAAUGGGGCAGACGUUUCUCUGGAGGGCCGGUUCCAAAUGGAAGAUUUGGUAUAUAAUCCAGAACAGGUGCCUCACUACUACCAGAAUGCCUACUUGCACCUGAGACCCUUCUACAACACAACUCAUAGCUUCCUUGGCAUUCACCAGCUAAAUGGCAUCUUGAAAUGUGGUCAGCCCCAGGAAGUAAUGGUGGAUUAUUACAUUGAUCCAGCUGAUGUGAACCUGGACCAAGAAAUCAUCUUCUCCUACUUUUUAAUAGGGAAAGGGAGUCUGGAGCUGGAAGGGCAGAAACACCUGAACUCUAAGAAGAAAGGACUGAAAGGCUCCUUCUCUCUCUCACUGACCUUUACUUCCAGACUAGCCCCUGAUCCUUCCCUUGUGAUAUAUGCCAUUUUUCCCAGUGGAGGUGUUAUCGCUGACAAAAUUCAGUUCUCAGUGGAGAUGUGCUUUGACAAUCAGGUUUCCCUGGGCUUCUCACCUUCCCAGCAGCUUCCAGGGGCAGAUGUGGAACUACAACUGCAGGCAGCUCCUGGGUCCCUGUGUGCAGUUCGGGCUGUGGAUGAGAGUGUCUUAUUACUAAGGCCAGAGAGAGAGCUGAGCAACCGCUCUGUCUAUGGGAUGUUCCCCUUCUGGUAUGGCCACUACCCCUAUCAGGUGGCUGAAUAUGAUGAGUGUCCAGUGUUUGGCCCACAGGACUUGCCUCAACCCCUCAUUGACCCAGUGCCUAAAGAGCGUUGGAGUAGGCGGUCUAUUAUCUGGAGACCCUGGUUCUCUGAAGGUGCAGACCUUUUCAGUUUCUUCCAGGAUGUUGGCCUGAAAAUAUUUUCCAAUGCCAAGAUCAAGAAGCUGGUAGAUUGCAAUCACUGGUCUCCAAAAUACAGCACUGCAAUGGGUGGAGGCAGUGGUAUUAGUCGAGAGGGUUUUGCCUCUUCACACUCAUCACUUCAGUCAGGGGACUCUCAGGUCCGCCAGUUCUUUCCGGAGACCUGGCUCUGGAAUCUGUUCCCUAUCGGAAACUCAGGGAAGGAGGCUGUCCAUGUCACGGUUCCUGAUACCAUCACCGAGUGGAAGGCCAUGACUUUCUGUACCUCCCAGUCCAGAGGCUUUGGUCUUUCGCCCACUGUUGGACUGACUGCUUUCAAGCCAUUCUUUGUUGAUCUGAGUCUCCCUUACUCAGUAGUUCGUGGGGAAUCCUUUCGUCUAACUGCCACCAUCUUCAAUUAUCUGAAGGACAGCAUCAGGGUUCGGACCAACCUAGCUAAAUCAGAUCAGUACCAGGUGGAAUCAUGGUCAGAUUCUGCUGCCUCCAGCUGUCUCUCUGCUAAUGAAGCAAAAACCCAUCACUGGAACAUCACAGCUAUCAAACUAGGUCGUGUAAACUUUACUAUUAGCACUGAGAUUCUGGACGGCAGUGAACUCUGUGGGGGCAAGAAGGGGUUUCUUCCAAAAAAAGGGCUGAGCGACACUCUCAUCAAGCCAGUUCUGGUCAAGCCUGAGGGAGUCCUUGUGGAGAAGACACGCAGCUCAUUGCUGUGCCCAAAAGGAAAGGUGGCUUCAGAAUCCAUCUCCCUGGAGCUCCCUGCGGAUGUUGUCCCUGAUUCAAACCAAGGCUUUGUUACUGUUCUGGGAGACAUCAUGGGCACAGCCCUGCAGAACUUAGACAGUCUGGUGCAGAUGCCGAGUGGCUGUGGGGAGCAGAACAUGGUCUUCUUUGCUCCCAUCAUCUAUGUCUUGCAGUACCUGGAGAAGGCUGGGCUGCUGACUGAGGAAAUCAGGUCUCAGGCAGUGGGUUUCCUGGAGAUAGGGUACCAGAAAGAGCUGACGUACAAACACAGCAAUGGUUCCUACAGUGCCUUUGGGGAGCAGGAUGGAAAUGGAAACACAUGGCUGACAGCCUUUGUCACCAAAUGCUUUGGUCAGGCUCAGGAAUUCAUCUUCAUUGAUGACAAGAACAUCCACGAUGCUCUCAAGUGGUUGAUGGGAAACCAGCUCACCAGUGGCUGCUAUGCCAAUGUGGGGAAGCUCCUUCACACAGCUAUGAAGGGUGGUGUUGAUGAUGAGAUCUCCUUGACUGCAUACAUCACAGCUGCAUUGCUGGAGAUGGGAAAGACCAUAGAUGACCCAAUGGUGAGUCAGGGGCUGCAAUGUCUCAAGAAUUCCAUAACCUCUACCACCAACCUCUACACACAGGCUCUCCUAGCUUAUACUUUUUCUCUGGCUGGGGAAAUGGACAUCAGGAACACCAUUCUUGAAAAGUUAGAUCAACAGGCAAUUAUCUCAGGAGAAUCCAUUCACUGGAGCCAGAAACCUACUCGGUCAUCCAAUGCCAGUCCUUGGUCUGAGCCGGAGGCUGUAGAUGUGGAACUGACAGCAUAUGUAUUGUUGGCCCACCUUAUCAAGGCCAGCCUGACUCAAGCAGAGAUAGCCAAGGCCACUGGCAUAGUGGCUUGGUUGGCCAAGCAACGAAAUGCAUAUGGAGGCUUCUCAUCUACUCAGGAUACUGUAGUGGCUCUCCAAGCUCUUGCCAAAUAUGCCACUAUUGCCUACGUGCUGUCUGAGGAUGUCAGUCUGGUUGUAAAAUCAACUGAGAAUUUCCAGCAUACUUUCAGUGUGCAGGCUGCCAACCGGUUGUUAUUUCAGCAGAAGACUCUUCCCAAUAUUCCUGGAGUGUAUACCUUGGAAGCUUCAGGCCAGGGCUGUGUCUAUGUGCAGACAGUGCUCAGAUACAACAUUCUCCCUCCUAAAAAUCUGGAGACUUUUGAUCUUAGUGUGGAAGUGGGAAAAACUAGAUGUGACGAACCUACCCCACCUCGAUCCUUGACUCUCACUAUCCACACCAGUUAUGUGGGGAGUCGCACCUCUUCCAAUAUGGCCAUUGUGGAGGUGAAGAUGCUAUCCGGAUUCAGUCCUGUGGAGGGCACCAGCAAGUUACUCCUUCAGCAACCAUUGGUGAAGAAGGUUGAAACUGGAACUGACACACUUAACAUUUAUUUGGAAGAGCUUAGUAAGGAGACUCAGACAUAUACUUUCACCAUCAGCCAAAAUGUGUUGGUCACCAACUUGAAACCAGCAGCCAUCAAAGUCUAUGACUACUAUCUGCCAGACGAGCAGGCAACAAUUCAGUAUUCUGAUCCCUGUGAAUGAGGUUAGAAGCUGGAAAGAAAUGAAAUCAAUCCUCUUCAGCAUUACUGGAGGGUGCAGCUUUCUUCUAACUAUUAAAGCACAACUCAUUCAAUCAAA
Molecule: messenger RNA, 4363 nt
Organism: Choloepus didactylus (southern two-toed sloth)
Lineage: Eukaryota; Metazoa; Chordata; Mammalia; Pilosa; Megalonychidae
Gene: A2ML1
Product: alpha-2-macroglobulin like 1
Cellular component (GO): extracellular region
Molecular function (GO): endopeptidase inhibitor activity
Source: RefSeq, a predicted model, not a curated record